This is a messenger RNA of Thermothielavioides terrestris NRRL 8126, 1312 nucleotides long. RefSeq lists its product as uncharacterized. Bases 330 to 1145 code for a protein of 271 amino acids. NCBI's taxonomy places the organism in Eukaryota, Fungi, Ascomycota, Sordariomycetes, Sordariales, Chaetomiaceae. The transcript has 3 exons. The record is from RefSeq and is a predicted model, not a curated record.
GUUCAUUUCAGUCCACAAGAGACCUACCCUGGCGCAGCAGCCUGUGGUUCGCUUACACCAGCGCCAAAAGCGGUUUCUCAGUGCCUAAUCGAGCCUCACAGGCGCGCACCUGAAACGGACAAAGCGCGAUCGCUGGCCAAUACCCGCAGCGCAUCGCGGUUCGUCCGAGAUCGACAGCCGCCGCCAACGGACUCAAAAAGGUUGCAACAAAGCAGCAGCCGCUUAUAUCCUCCCACAACCACCCUCAAGAUUGUUCGGUGUUCUCCAGCAAUAGUUUCGUACAACAACAAGCAGCGCACACUUUGACGACGCGCCACGACUGAGACACCAUGAACGUGGCUCUCAAAAUACUCGAGAAGCGGGCUCUCGGGAAGCUGCGCAAGGACAAGAGAAACACCAACUCCGAUAAUCCGUACCUUGAGAGGGUGCCAGUCAUCAAGAAUGGCAGGGUGGUCAAGCAUAAGAUGCAAGAGAGACCGGUCCCCCAAGGUCUGUCCCGCAAUGACGCCAAGAUUCUGAGGCGUGUCCGGAGAAGGGCCUAUCGGUGGGACAUGGGAUUUCGCUGCUGCUGCUUCGGCUUCAAGUUUGGGUGGUCGUCGGUUAUUGGCCUCCUGCCGUUCAUCGGUGACUUUGCCGACUUUCUCAUGGCUUUCGCCCUGAUCAAGACGGCCUCCGGUGUCGACGGUGGCUUGCCCAAGAGGCUGUACGGCAUGAUGUUCACCAACAUCCUGAUCGAUCUUGCCGUGGGCUUCGUCCCGUUCGUCGGUGACCUCGCCGACAUGUUGUACCGUGCCAACACGCGCAAUGCCUGGCUGCUUGACGCCUAUCUGACGGAGAAGGCGAGGGCGCUCAGGGAGGGCGCGGUGCAGGAUCCAGACGACGGGUCGAAGGUCCGAGUCCCCGCGGAGCUACAGGUCGCCUCGGAGGACCGGGAUGUCGAGCAAGGCGUCGAGCCGGCGAGGAGGAUCGAGCCAGCACCCUCGAAUCCCGCCUUAGCACCCCCAUCACGCACGCUAGCUCGGGGGGACAUGCCGCCUCCUGCGAAGCCCACGAUGCCCGGGCGUAAUCAGUCGGGCCAGAGAACCGAUGGUCUUCAGGGAAGACAGGCCCACGACCCGAGAGACCGACAGACUCGCAAAGGCUAGGAUGCUCGAGGUGUGCGGGCGUGCGUGGAGGCUGGUGCGGAACGGUCUUUGGAGCUAGACUUUUAGAUUGCGCCGGCGUGUAUAGGGCCGCAUGCAGGCACCGGACUCUGGCGUUGGAACUGUCUGGUUGUAAUUCAGGAUAUCCUCGGAAUGCAGCGGUUCGCGUU